AUGGGUAAUGUAAUUCCCAAAUUAGAAUUGCUGCAAGGGGUGGUGCCAAGUAUCUGGUUGCUUGGCAUACUCACGCAGUGGUCCACAGAUCCCACCGAACACGCACAUAUCGCCAUCGUGAAGGUGCCUGCAAGAGCUGGAAAUAAUCAUGACUAUGAUGCACAAGUGUGUCGCUACCUUGACCACCGUGAUAAAGUAGAUUGCUUUGAUCUUGUGCUUCACAUACGCAAACAGGAAGAAUGUGCUAUUGACGAUGAAAGCGAUGAUGAAGACAUUGAUAGCAGGAUGGUCCGAUGUUCCAUCAAGGACUAUUUUUCACAUGCCCGUCAACUCAUCAAUGGCAAUUAUCCAGAGGCACCUUAUCCCUAUUGCACGUUCUCAACCUCUGUUGCGGCUUAUCAUCUUAGCUAUAGACCCACCCUCACAAAGAUGACUGUUGAUACAGCUGCCGACCACUUCAUGCUUCCUGACCUUCACCCUGCUAUAUCCGAUUAUUUAGACUGUAUUGAAGCACACAAUGACUUUCCCAUUGGUGGCAGGCGCCAAGCUCACCAUAGGUUGUCCCCUUCCUUUUGA
Messenger RNA from Suillus fuscotomentosus, 576 nucleotides. RefSeq lists its product as uncharacterized. The transcript has a single exon. The coding region runs from base 1 to 576 and encodes 191 amino acids. The record is from RefSeq and is a predicted model, not a curated record. Lineage: Eukaryota; Fungi; Basidiomycota; Agaricomycetes; Boletales; Suillaceae.